Messenger RNA from Sipha flava (yellow sugarcane aphid), 1542 nucleotides. It is a transcript of the gene Zmynd10, whose product is annotated as zinc finger MYND domain-containing protein 10. The transcript has 11 exons. NCBI's taxonomy places the organism in Eukaryota, Metazoa, Arthropoda, Insecta, Hemiptera, Aphididae. Gene Ontology annotation, biological process: inner dynein arm assembly; outer dynein arm assembly; motile cilium assembly. Gene Ontology annotation, cellular component: centriolar satellite; cytoplasm. The coding region runs from base 245 to 1510 and encodes 421 amino acids. The record is from RefSeq and is a predicted model, not a curated record.
UUUUAUAUUUUAAUGUGUUCAUAUUUAUUAUUAUUAUAAAUAAUUUAGAACUUGAUGAUUGCCUACAACUGAAACUAGUAGUUACAAUAUUUAUUUUAAGAGCAAAGAACUUUAGACUUAGUACUUGGAGUUUAUAACAGUUGUUUGGUAACUAAGGAAAAAAUAUUGAUCAAACCCUCAAAAGACUUAUAAUUUGUAAAUUAUUAUAUUUUAUUAUAAAUUUAUAUAAAUCAAAUUACGCAAUAUGAAUAUCAUAUCUCAAAAUGAAAUUGAUUUCUACAUUGAGCAUAUUAAGGAAUCGAAACUAAAUGAGCUGGGAUCGAAAAAAUGGUACGAAAGCCAUGAUCGUUUGCAAAAGCUUAACCAACAAGCUACACUGGAAGCUACUGGAAAUCGAGAAGAGUAUAUUAAGAAUCAGCUUAUUAGCUAUGGGAAAGUUCCUAUACUUGUACAUGAAGCUAUUUGUAUUUCUGUAUGGAGAGAAAAAGUACUUCCAGAAUUACUUCAUAUUAUACCAAAUCCUCAACAAAAUUUCACAUUAUACUUUAUUUUAUUUCAUGAAACUGUAGCAGUUGGAUUAUUACAAAAAAUAUUUUUUUACGAAGAUGGUGUUCAAGCACUUGGAAACUAUGCUUUAGAUCUCUUUGAUCAUAUUAUACUUUCUAUCACGCAUUUAGCCGUCGAUAGUACAAAUAAUUUUAAAAUUUCAAUGGAAAAUAUAGACACUCAACUAGAAGAUGAAAUAAUUCAACAUAAAAACAAAAUUCAAUUUGAAGUGGGAAUUGGUUGUAUUGGCAUAAUGUUUAACAUGUUACUACACAUAAAAACCUUAUCUAUAUCUGUGACAACAAGAAUGACAACCAACAAUGAUGUGCCAAUGUUAAUUUGUCAUUUAUUGAAUAUAAAACCUUGGGUGAAAUUGGACAACAAUAAAAAAUACAUAUUUGAUGAUAAUUCAUGGAAAAUAAUGAAUGAAACAAACAAUAUUUUACCUAAACAAGAAGCUCAUUUAUGGCUAAGCUUGCAUGAAUUUUUCACUUCCGAGCAAUUACGGAAUAAUUAUGAAAUUACCCAAUUUCGAAAAAAACAUCUAAUGCAGUUACAACAUUUACUUAAUGAUUGUCUAUUGGAUCAAAUUCCUCCAUUAAUACACUUAAAACAAAGCUUAUAUCAGUUGAGUCUAUCAGAAAUUUCAGGAAUAUCAAAAAGACCUCUGAUAAUGGAAAUAAAUGCUGAAAUAAGAUCUACUAUUUUAAACAGUUAUGCAAAACGAUGGAAAAAAAUUGCUAGAGCACAAUCCACCUAUUUAUUUGGUAGUGAAUCAUAUGAUAUAGCUAAAUCAUUAAGUGAAACAUAUGAACAUAUAGAUAAUUUUGAAACUAAGAAAUAUUUGUGUGCUAAUUGUAAACAACAAGCAAAAAAUAAGUGUUCAAAGUGCAAAAAACAGUGGUACUGUAGCAGAGAAUGUCAAGUAACUAAUUGGAAUGAACACAAAACCAAUUGUCAUUAAACAAUUAUCUUUUCAAAAAAAAAAAAAAAAAA